GCGAGGCGCGCGCGUGCGUACCACGGAGCCAUGCUCGCGUAGACACAAAGACAAGUCACCAUGCUCGUGCCUCCGGAGAUGAUGGCGGCCCAAUCCAAACUAGUCUACCAGAUGAACAAGUACUACAAUGAAAGGGUCGCCAACCGAAAGGCACAGAUCGCGAAAACUAUCCACGAGGUAUGCAGAAUAGUUCAGGAUGUCCUCAAAGAGGUCGAGCUACAGGAGCCGAGGUUUAUCUCGUCACUCACGGACUACAACGGCCGAUUUGACGGUUUGGAAGUCGUCUCGCCACAUGAAUUCGAAAUCGUCAUCUAUUUGAAUCAGAUGGGAGUCCUCAAUUUUGUUGACGAUGGAUCUUUGCCGGGGUGCGCCGUCCUCAAAUUGAGCGACGGCAGGAAACGUUCCAUGUCUCUCUGGGUGGAGUUCAUCACCGCAUCAGGCUACUUAUCAGCGCGGAAAAUCCGCUCGAGAUUCCAGACGUUGGUCGCGCAAGCUUGCGACAAGUGUUCCUAUAGGGAUUGUGUUAAAAUGAUCGCGGAGACCACGGAAGUGAAACUGCGGAUUCGAGAGCGGUAUAUCGUGCAAAUCACGCCGGCCUUCAAAUGCGCUGGUCUUUGGCCAAGAUCGGCCGCCCACUGGCCGCUACCUGCCAUACCCUGGCCGCAUCCCAACAUAGUUGCCGAAGUCAAAACAGAAGGUUUCGACUUGCUGUCGAAAGAAUGUUUAGCACUGCAAGGAAAAAAUUCUGCAAUGGAAGGCGACGCUUGGGUCUUAAGUUUCUUUGAGGCGGAAAAUCGUCUGCUCCAAGGCGGAUGCCGGAGAAAAUGUCUGAGUAUACUCAAGACGAUAAGGGACAGGCAUUUAGACCUUCCCGGCAAUCCGGUCACAUGCUAUCACAUGAAAACGUUGCUGCUCUAUGAGUGCGAGAAACAUCCUAGAGAACACGAAUGGGACGAGGCGGCAAUAGGAGACAGGAUCAAUGGGAUCUUCCUCCAACUGAUAUCAUCGCUUCAAUGUCGAAGAUGUCCGCAUUACUUCCUACCACAUGUGGACUUAUUCAAGGGGAAGUCACCGACGGCGCUGGAAAACGCCGCGAAACAAGUCUGGAGGCUGACGAGAGAAAUGCUGACCAAUUCGAGAGCAUUCGAAAAGUUGUGAACUCUUCUUCGCUUAUACGAACCUAGUAUCGUGCAGUGUAUUUGUAAUUUUAUAUUUAUCAUCGAGUCAUUUUAGUAGUUGUAGAAAAUGCAUUUCUUUGUGUGUUGAAUCAAAUAGGAAGUGUAUGCACGGAAACAAGUGACUUGUUUGUAUAAUUUUGUGAGUUCGAAAUUCCAAAAUUCCAAUUGGAGCGGACUGCCUGUAAGUAGAAGUGAUACUACUAAUAACUAGGGACUCUAUACGUUACUUUGUGAUAUAACUUGUAAAUAGCUUAUUGUUGUACAAUUUUAGUGAUAUAUUUAAUUUAAAAAUCUUGUAUU
This is a messenger RNA of Amyelois transitella, 1478 nucleotides long. RefSeq names its product protein mab-21 (gene mab-21). NCBI's taxonomy places the organism in Eukaryota, Metazoa, Arthropoda, Insecta, Lepidoptera, Pyralidae. The record is from RefSeq and is a predicted model, not a curated record. The transcript has a single exon. The coding region runs from base 61 to 1158 and encodes 365 amino acids.